UCGUGCGCAGGCACUAUAGGCACCCGCCAUCCCGCUCGAGGAGCAACAGCAGCAGCAACUAGGCACGCUCCAGUCGCAAGCACCUGCCGAAGAACUGCUCCGAAUAUCGCAGCGCCUACACUCGACGUAAUCGCCAUUUCAUCCUAUAGGUCGGUCGCGUCAACCAAGCCGCAAAAAUGACUGAGAUGUCAGGCAUGUCGAGCAUGUCGGAAAUGUCCGGCAUGUCUGAGGUUUCGAUGUCGUCGAUGGGUGGAGGCACGACGGGAGCUGCAAGGUAAGAUGGAUGACGAUGGAUAACGGGAGACUGAACUGGAAGUAGACACCUACGAGAUAUGUUUUGCGCGAGACAUUGAAUCGAAAUACCGCGCAGCAAAACCAGCAUCUCAAAAUGGCGCGAGGGCGCCCCAGUAAACAUAGGGAAUGCUGAUAACAAAUCACUCUAAACGAAUUACUCCUUAUGAACAUACUGAAGUCAUCCACGCAUAGUAAACCCCGAACGAAAUGUAGUGGUGUAAUCCUGAAGAGUCAUGACGCGGUCACCACAGAAUGUUUCAUCGUCAGAGGACGUCGCAGUUCUCAUUUCCUAGAAUACUAUACGGUGCCAUUUUAAUGACAAAAAAAAAAGUACUUUCUAUACGCAGCGACGACGAGGAUAGGAAGAAGAAAGCUAUUGUUGUGGCUUCUUUGCUGUGCCUUCUCCUGGUCGGAGGCGUCGGACUCGCAGUUGCGGCUGGCGCUCGCGGCGGCGAUGGUGAAGACGUCGCCGACGACGACGCUUUUACAAAUCAAGAUAUUUAUGACCCAGCUUCACCGGCGCUCCCACCUAUUACGACGCCGUCGACAACUACGACUACGACUACAACGACAACGACGACAACAACGACAACAACGACGCCGAAGGCACAACUGUCUAUAGAAGGUCCAAUCUUGUGCACUGUGACCAUGGCAGAGCGGGACCUGAGCUUUCCUCCGGAUGCCCUGUGCGACCUGCUUUUCUUCACGCAUGUACUCUGUCAUCCUUCAACGCACACGUUCACCAGCCAGAAAAUGGACGCCUUCCAGAGAUUUAAGGCAAUGGCAGCACAGUUACAGAAGACCGAACUUGGGCUGUCCAUUGAUCAGCGAUAUACGAGCUUGUGUAUUCAGGCCCUGAAAAACAAAGGUGGGACUGAUGAUUUCGAGAGCCUCAUGAAGAAGAAUAUCAAGCACCACGGCUUGCUGUCCGUCACGGAACUCCCCGACAGUAAGGUGCUGAGCGUGCUUACGUUGCUCAGAAAUCUUCAACUGCAAGUAAACCCGGACCAGAAACUAGGACAGACCAACUUUCUUGUCAUUGGGAUAAGAGCAGACACUACAAGCGCAGACUUUAAAGCGUGGCUUAAACCUGUCAAAGGUACCAACUGUCACAUCGUCUUGCUUCACACGCACAUUUCCCAGUGGAAUAUAACUGCUUUGAUGCCCCCGUCAGGUGCCAGCAUCUGGGAUAGUACGACCAAUAAGCAGUUCAGCAUGGAUAACACCAUUAAGCAGAUUUCGUCCAGCGAUUUCGCGGAAGAUGUGGUGUACAUGAUGACUAUGACGAUGACUGUGCAGCUUUUCUACGGGUCGCCUCAGAUCACCAACCUAGCUAGCUCAGCCGCCGCAGAUUUUUCUGAGACCUGCGACACUGGGCUUUCACAUCCCAAGGUGGUACUUCCCGAGAACUAUAUUUUUGUUGCAAAAGAGUUCACCGACGGUUCGACAAAUAUCAGACUUUUCUACGAUACGGCUGCAACGAUGCAGAAAAAGUUCGACCUUGUAAAAACAGCGAUUGGAGCAAAAAGUCCGGCCAUCAAGAAUCUGCGAGGUUGGGCUUUCUUCGAUGUGGAUCGCGACGACCCCGGGUCUAUAUGUGGCCCAGCGUUCCAGAGGCUGUCUGAAAGCGUCAAAUACUUGAACCCUUAGACGGAAAAUACAUGGAAACUGUCGUCUUGCCCA
Ornithodoros turicata is the source of this 1977-nucleotide messenger RNA. RefSeq lists its product as uncharacterized. The transcript has 12 exons. Lineage: Eukaryota; Metazoa; Arthropoda; Arachnida; Ixodida; Argasidae. The coding region runs from base 547 to 1944 and encodes 465 amino acids. The record is from RefSeq and is a predicted model, not a curated record.